AUGCCGCUCGUCGUUCCAGGAAUCAACUCCUCAUUUGGUGACAAGUCUGAGUGGGUCAACAAGCUGAUGGGAAAGACCAUUGGCGAUACUAGUAAUGAGACAUCUUUUGCAAAGAAGGAUCUGCCUGAAUCUCACCGGGUAUUGAAGCCAGGUGACAUGAAGACCAUGGAUCAUAAUCCGAACAGACUCAAUAUCCAUGUUAAUGAGGAGGGAGCUGUUCAUGAUGUGAACUACGGUUAG
Messenger RNA from Penicillium mononematosum, 240 nucleotides. RefSeq lists its product as uncharacterized. The record is from RefSeq and is a predicted model, not a curated record. NCBI's taxonomy places the organism in Eukaryota, Fungi, Ascomycota, Eurotiomycetes, Eurotiales, Aspergillaceae. The coding region runs from base 1 to 240 and encodes 79 amino acids. The transcript is spliced from 3 exons.